Messenger RNA from Leptosia nina, 1791 nucleotides. The record is from the annotation of a GenBank genome assembly. Lineage: Eukaryota; Metazoa; Arthropoda; Insecta; Lepidoptera; Pieridae.
AUGGUUGCGUGGGAUAAAUGUGUUUUCGCUUUAAUCAUUUUAAAUGUACACGCGGCGUUCUCGGAAAGUCUUGUAGAUUCCAUAAGAAGCGUCGUCAAAGGCAAUUCUAACCCGCCCAUUGUAGUGCGCCUCAACUUCAAACAACGAAGCGGAACAAUUUACGACUUCGCUCAACUGGAUGACACAACUGAAGCUAACGAGAGAUCCCAGAAUCAUGACGCCAUCAAUGACACGGGGGACAAUGAUGAAGGAGCUUAUUUGUUGUAUCAUUUGCUGAGGACGACGCAAGAGAACGAAGAUCUAGACGAAUCAGCAACCAGGACGUUCGAGAAAACCAAGGACAUGCUCCGCGCAGCACUAAGAUCCAGAUGUAACAAAUAUGACAGGUGCGUCCGUCGUUGUGUCAAAGUGACGUAUUCUUGCACCGUCACUUGCAGGGAAGUGUAUGAUAUGUAUGACAUUUGCCGGCAACCGAUCUGCGGCAGUGCUUGCUGGGGACGUUUAGACAGUCUUCUCUCUCGUCUGUACGAGAAAGCGCAAAGCAGCUAUAGGCCAUUAAUUGUCAUUCUGGAUAAUUCUUACUUAAAGGAGAGAGUGCAGAAACCAGAUCACCAGGAAGUCAGCCCAUUGCUGUCUAGCAGCGAGGAAAUUGUCCAUAUUGAGCCACCACUUGCGAAAUUGAAUAAGAAGCCGAGAAAAUCAACCAGACAAACAAUAAAACCGAUAAUCAAAUCCAAGAACAGAUUCCGCGCGAGAAACGCACUGGCGCAGCGCAGCAGAAUCCAGUCACCCAUCGUGAAAAGUCUCCUGCGCAUAUCAAACGAUCUUCGCUGCAACGCGAAGGAAGAGUGCGUGGAUGAGUGCAAAAUUAAAUUUAUCGGAAUCAAAAUAAAGAAAUGCAUAAUCACAUGUGAAAUCUACGAAUGCAAAGAGGAGGAAGUGGACUCUUGUAGGGGUGAUGAAUGCAAGAACUCGUGCGAAUCCGAUUGUGAAGAACAGGCGGGUAGUACGAAAGAGUUCUGCCUCCGACUCUACUACAAAUCAUGUGUUCCAUGGUGCGAACACCAAGUGGAACAAAAUGUCAUUCCUCUAAGACAGGCCAGUGGUAAGAACCUUGUAGAAUCUACAGCGCACUACGUGAAGGGAUGUUUAGGAGCUGGGCUGCUGGGCAUCCACGAAGGUUUCAUGUAUGGUGGUCUUUGGGCUUCGCUCGGCGCUACAGCCUUUUUAGGGUUCCUGGUACCGUAUUGUACAUAUGUUUUAGAAGCGGUAUCGCCGACGAUAAAAAACUCCAAUCUCGAUAUUAGUAUUUACAUUAUUAUCAUAACUAUCCCGCUGGUGUCGCUCUGUUUGAUACGAAGUUUGAAAUAUUUGGCGCCUUUUUCACUAAUUGCAGAUUUAUUCAUUGCAAUAUGCGUCAUUACAAGCCUGUACUACAGUAUAUCCGUCGUGCAGUCGAUAAGAAAUGUCCCCAGCUGGAAGAGCAUACAUGGCUUGCUCCGCUUCUGUGGCGUUUGUAUCUACAGCAUAGAUGGCAUCGGUGUAUCUCUACCAAUCGAGAAUAACAUGAGGCGGCCGCAGUACUUCGAUGUUGUACUACAGUGCGGUAUGGCUAUAGUUAUUCCAUUGGUGGCUAUGGUCGGCUUCUUCGGGUAUUGGGCUUGGGGGGAACACUGCAGAACUCCAAUUACAAUCCACAUGCCCCCUGAAAGACUUCGUCUGUUGAAGAAUUUGUCGAUCAUCGCCGUUGGAGUCAUAUUGUGCGGCGGUGCUAUUUAUUCAUAUGACUAA